UCCUUUGAGGACGCGGGCAGCCUUGCAGAAGCUAGUACUAUCGUUGUUACUCUUCCGAAAACUUCGUCGGUUCUUUCUGUUGUUUUUCCCCCAAGAUUAUUGCACAGUUUUGCUCUCAGCUUUCCUGUGGGGUGUUAUCAUAGCCUUGUCAAUGAGAAGUUGGGUAACUUCCCGGAGGGUCACGGAGAGAAUAGAUGGCUGAGGCGGAAAGAGCAGAAGCAAACCCUGCCCCCAGUGGGAACCGGGCGUUAGGUGGAAUCCCCAGCGCGGCGUAAACUGACUAGCGACGAGUUACGGGUGUCACAAGCUGUGCUUGUCACGAAGUGAAGAAAGAAGGGGGAAGACACUCAAACCAAAGAGUCUUUGUGUCUCUUAUUAUGCUGUAACAAGCAGAAGUAGAGCAGCCUUUGCUAUGUCAAGUGUCAUUUAUCUCACAGAUUCAUUUGACAAGUUAUAUCUUAAGAGAGAAACCGGUAGUAAAGGAAGUGAAAUGACAUGAAAGUGAAGGAAAAUAACGUGAUCUGCUUCCCUACCACGGUUGGAAUACACAUUUCAAACGAGAGGUAGCAGAGAAGCAAGCUCUGUAUUCUGCUGAAAAAUUAUUUUGCCCCUCUCAUUAGGGAGGGGAGGAGAACCCUAAAGUGAUAGUCAUGCAUAAAGCAGAAAAUGUAACUCCUUCACAGCCCUCUCCCCAACCACAGGUACUCCAACGUCUUCCACAUCUCUCAUGUACCUGUCAUUUACUCCAUCAUUUAUAGUGAUGCUACAGGACAGAGAGGAAUGGAUAAAAACAUUGGCGAGCAACUCAAUAAAGCUUAUGAAGCCUUUCGACAGGCAUGCAUGGAUAGAGAUUCAGCAGUAAAAGAGCUACAGCAAAAGCAGACUGAGAACUAUGAGCAGAGAAUACGUGAGCAACAGGAACAGCUGUCACUUCAACAAACUAUUAUUGACAAGCUAAAAUCACAGUUACUUCUUGUGAAUUCCAGUCGAGAUAACAGUUAUGGCUGUGUUCCCCUGCUUGAAGACAGUGAAGCAAGGAGGAAUAAUUUCACUCUGGAUCAGCCACAUGAUAACGUAAAAUCACGAAUACCAAAAGAAAAAGAAUCAAAGGUAAGAAGACAAGAGUUUUCUUCUCCAAGAAAAGAAACUUCACCAAGGAGUCUUGGCAUUCCUUUAUUCCAUGAAAGAGGUUAUAUAGAGAAGACUUUCCGGGAUCUGAAAGAAGAAUUUCAUAGAAUAUGCAUGCUAGCCAAAGCACAAAAAGACCACUUAAGCAAACUUAAUGUACCAGCCACUGUAACUGAGACACAGUGCUCUGUGCCUAUACAGUGUACGGAUAAAACAGAUAAACAAGAAGUGCUAUUUAAGCCUCAGGCAAAAGAUGAUAUAAAUAGAGGUGCACCAUGCAUCACAUCUGUCGCACCAAGAGGAUUGGGCCAAGAUGAGGAAGACACCUCUUUUGAAUCACUUUCUAAAUUCAAUGUCAAGUUUCCACCUACGGACAGUGACUCUACUUUCUUACAUAGCAGUCCAGAAAGACCCAGUGUCCUUGGUCCUGCCUCAUGUGAGGCUAUGUGCCAGGAUAAAUUUAAUAUGGAGCCCAGAGACAACCCGGGAAACUUUGUCAAAACAGAAGAAACUUUAUUUGAAAUUCAGGGAAUUGACCCCAUAGCUUCAGCUAUACAAAACCUUAAAACAACUGACAAAACAAAACCCUCAAAUCUUGUAAAUACUUGUAUCAGGACAACUCUGGAUAGAGCUCCGUGUUUGCCACCUGGAGACCAUAAUGCAUUAUAUGUAAAUACAUUCCCACUUCAGGACCCAUCUGAUGCACCUUUUCCUUCACUCGAUUACCCAGGAAAAGCUAUCCGAGGACCACAGCAGCCCGUUUGGAAGCCCUUUCCUAAUCAAGACAGUGACUUAUCGGUACUAAGUGGCACAGGCUCAGAACUGCAUAUACCUCGAGUAUGUGAAUUCUGUCAAGCAGUUUUCCCACCAUCCAUUACAUCCAGGGGGGAUUUCCUCCGGCAUCUUAAUUCACACUUUAAUGGGGAGACUUAAGACGCAUUUGAAAACAGACAUAUCAAGUUCUAUGUGAUGAUUCUGGGUUUGUAAUAUUAUGUACUUGAUUGCAAACUUAGCUCAAAAUCAUUUAUUGAAAAAUCCAGUGUCACAGCUAUUUGAAUUUUUUUCUAAACUUAUGUUGUAACUUUCUUUUAUUACCUUUUAAAAGAUCAUUCUGUACAAAACUGUAAUUCAUUGUAUUCAUGUUUACAGUGUUUAUUGCCAUAAUUCAAAAUUAUGUAUGUGACUUAUGGAAUUGUAUAACAAUAAUUUAUGUUUUUUUCAAAUGUCUAAGCUUAUUGCUUGGAUUUCUAGUUAGAUCUAUUGAAUUUGGUGAUGUCAAAUGUUUAUAGGGUUUUUUUCACUUGUUUUCAUUUAAAAGUUUAGAUUAUUUAUGCUGUGGGUGUUCUUUUUGAAUAAACCAAUAAUAGAGAAUAGCAGACAAGAUAAACAUCUGAGUAAAUACCAAACCUAAGACAUUUGUUGCUCAGUGAUAAGAUCACUGGUAGGAUUAUUUAAACACUUUAUUAUUUUUUUUAAAUAAUAGACAUGGUUUUAAUUUUUACUAUACGUAUAGCAACAUGAUGAAAUUAAAUAUUAAAAGAGUUACUUAUAUUGUGAUAAUUAAUGUGUUCUUUGUUCUUAAAUAAAUAAAUAAAUCACAUUUGGGGGAAAUUCAUAAAA
Globicephala melas (long-finned pilot whale) is the source of this 2748-nucleotide messenger RNA. The record is from RefSeq and is a predicted model, not a curated record. NCBI's taxonomy places the organism in Eukaryota, Metazoa, Chordata, Mammalia, Artiodactyla, Delphinidae.